Molecule: messenger RNA, 1299 nt
Organism: Auanema sp. JU1783
Lineage: Eukaryota; Metazoa; Nematoda; Chromadorea; Rhabditida; Rhabditidae
Source: the annotation of a GenBank genome assembly
AUGUCCUAUUUACUUCUUCUUGUACUUUUGACUGCUAAUUUAAAAGAAAUUUCAUCUUUUGAUGUGCCAUGCUCACAAAAGCUUGUUGGAAAUAAAUGUGAUAAUGAUGAGAAUUGUUAUGGAAUCAAUACUGUAUGUAAGAAUGGACAUUGUUCAUGUCCAACCAAUUAUGAAGAAUUUGACAUUGAUGAGAAAACGUCAAUUUGUCGAUUAGCUCCAUCUCAGAUAGGUGAUGUAUGUCAACGUGAUUGCAAGCCACCACUUCUAUGUCGUGAUGGUAGAUGUGAAUGUUUUGGCGGAUCAAUAGUCAAAGGAAAAUGUCGUGUAGGCAAGUUCAAACAAAAUUUUUUUUUUAAAUACUGGAUUUUUACUCAAUCAAUGAUUCUAGCAUGUCCACCUGGUCAACAGCUAUAUGGUGUUGAAUGUCAACGUGUCGCUCAUUAUGGUCAAGUGUGUGAAAAGGAUAAUCAAUGCGUUGAUCCAUUUAACGUAUGCUCAGUGGGAACUUGUCAAUGUGCACCUGGCACCACAAGGGAUUUGAAGAAGAAUGUUUGCUUUGCAGUGUGUCCUGAUGGAAUGCAUCCACAUCAAACAUGCAGACGUCUAUUCAUUAAUGAUAUUGACAUGCUAGAGAAUGCAGCUAAUUCAGAUAGCUGCCCUUUGGGAUUUAGAUGUGUCACAUAUGGAAGUCCAUAUGUUGGUCACUGCUGUCGUCUUCGUUGUCCAUACGGAGAACCAGAUUUGAGUCAAUCAUGCGAUGCUGGAUCAUCGGCUGAAGUCAAGUGUAGAUCAUUAACUCAUUUCUGUUAUACCAUCAGUGAACCAGGAUGGAAAACGUCAUUGUGUUGUCCUAGACCUUGCAGAGAUCCAACACCAUUGUAUAUCAAUGGAUCCUGCAUGUCAAUAGCUCACAGAGAUGAUACAUGCCAAAAUGAUCAACAGUGUGAAGGAGGUAUAACUAUGAAUUGCAUUUUGGGAACAUGCCAAUGUAAACUCGGAUAUCAGAAGACAAAUGAUGGGAGAUUCCCAACUUGUGAGAAGAUAUGUGAUACCAUGAAUGAAGUAUCAUCAAAUGAACUGUGCUUACAAAAGACAAAGCUUUAUCAACGUUGUCUUACUUCAAAGCAAUGUCCCAGCUUAUCUGAUUGUUACUUUGGUCGUUGCCGUUGCUUAUGUGGAUAUCAACAAUCAGUCGAUCAAAUUCUUGGAGCACGUUGUACAAACCCAGAAGAUCCUUUGAGCAUCAAUACCAUUCUUUCUGGUGUUGAACAGUUGUUUGGAAGUAAAACAAGAAACUAA